Dermacentor albipictus is the source of this 1427-nucleotide messenger RNA. Its product is annotated as xaa-Arg dipeptidase-like. The record is from RefSeq and is a predicted model, not a curated record. Gene Ontology annotation, molecular function: dipeptidase activity. Lineage: Eukaryota; Metazoa; Arthropoda; Arachnida; Ixodida; Ixodidae.
GUUAGCAAGCACAUUGACACCAUUAACAUACAGGCCAUGGCUUGCGGGUCGGAGGAGCAGCAGAGAGAACAGCGAUGGCGUGCGCUGAGUGAACAACUGUUGUCGGAGCCAGAGCUUGCGUUCCACGAGCAACGCGCCCACGACCUAAUCUGUGCGGAACUCGAACGCGAGGGGUUCGCCGUUCGGCGCAACUACGUUUUCUGCACGGCCUUCCGCGCAGAGUACCAGUUCCCGCCUGAGCCAGCGUCAGUAGAGGGCAUCACUGUUGGACUUGUCUGCGAAUACGAUGCUCUGCCUGGACUGGGCCACGCCUGCGGUCACAACCUGGUAGCUGCCGGCACUCUAGCAGCGGCGUCCGCCAUUCGCCGGCGCAUGGAGAAAGAACAGGUGCACGGUCGACUCGUGGUGUUCGGCGUACCAGGCUCCGAGGCUCCCCGGCCGUGCUGCAAGUCCCAGCUGCUUGACCAGGGCGAGCUGUCGGGCCUGACCGCGCUCCUCGCCCUGCACCCUACCUCGGCCCGCGAUCUCGGCUGCUGCCCCGGCAUCGACCAAGAAACGGCCGGUCAGUGGCUAGACGUGCGGUUUCGCGGUGCCGCCGCGCUGGACGCUGCCGUGCUCUCGUACUGGCUCCUCGCGAGCCGCUGCCGCGGCAUUGUCAGCCAAGGGGGACGUAAUCCGUGCGAGCCGACGACCCGCUCCGAGUCGCAGUACGUGCUCCUCGCCUCCGACGACGCGCAACUGUGCGUGCGGAGGCAAGUGGCCGAAGACGCGCUUCUGGGCGUGGCCAAGGCGACCGGUUGCUUCCUCGAGUGCCGCUUCGGCAAGCCCAGGCCCCGGCCUGUCUUCAGCCGUACCCUGGAACAACUGUACUCCGCGGAGGUGCAGAAGACAGGCGUUCCCCCACCCUGGUUCUCGUGCUCCAGCGGCCAAUGGUACGGCGCCUGGUCGGACUGGGGCAGGGUGUCACGAGCGCUGCCCUGCCUGCGCGCCAGCUACACGCUGCCGGGAGCCUUCGGGGCGCCUCAUUCGCGCGCCUUCGCUGAAGCAGUCUCGACGCCGCACGCACUGACCGCCACCUUCGAAGCCGCGGAUGCGCUGGCAACCACUGCCCUCAAACUUCUCGUGCAGCGGGGCGACACCUUAGUGGCCCAGCACCGGCAGCAACAAGCACAUGUGCCGCUGACGCGCGCGCAGUAAGAUGAUAGAUAGAUCGGGUUGCAGCUUGUGCUGUAAGCGAGCUCCUAAAGUACUGCAAGGAUUUAUAUGUGUAUUUUCUCGCUAAUGCUGGGUUCCUCUCAGGUAUCACUCGAGUGUGCAGGGAGUUUACAAGAAGAAUGUUCAAAGCUUUGGGAUGGGGCUCUCCGCUGGCUGCAUAGGUUCCCGCCCAGCAAUGUUAAAUUUAAUAAACAUCUUGCCUUCCCUCUUUA